UUUAAGAAUUAUCUACAAUAAAAUUAAUAAAAAAAACACAGUUUGGGGGAGACCAGAGGAGCCUUUUCUCUUCCCCCAACUGGCAGUUUAUCAAGGGCUAAUUCAGAUUUCAGAUCUGAUGAACUAUUUUUAUUGGUAGAUUAAGAGUUUCGAGCAAUUGGAUUGGUUUUGAGAUAAGUGUUUGUUUGGAUUGAAAAGAAAAAAUGGGGGUAAUGUCAAGACGGGUUGUCCCCGUCUGCGGUAACCUCUGUUUCUUCUGUCCUUCGAUGCGUGCAAGGUCAAGACAGCCUGUUAAAAGAUACAAGAAGUUACUAGCUGACAUUUUCCCCCGUAAUCAGGAUGCUGAACCGAAUGAUAGGAAAAUUGGGAAGCUCUGUGAAUAUGCCUCGAGGAACCCGUUACGAAUACCAAAGAUUACAAGUAACCUAGAGCAAAGAUGUUUCAAGGAUAUACGGAAUGAGAACGUUGCAUGUGUGAAAGUUGUAUUGUGCAUUUAUAGGAAACUGCUAUCGUCAUGUAAGGAGCAAAUGCCACUCUUUGCUAGUAGUUUAUUAGGGAUCAUUCGGACUCUUUUGGAACAAACCCGACAGGAUGAAUUGCGAAUUAUGGGUUGCAUUGCUCUUGUAGAGUUCAUAAAUAGUCAGAUGGAUGGUACACACAUGUUCCACUUAGAGGGCCUUAUUCCUAAACUUUGUCAACUGGCUCAAGAAGAUGGAGAUGAUGACAGAGCUUUGCGUUUACGUUCAGCAGGGUUGCAAGUGCUGGCUUCCAUGGUCUGCUUCAUGGGUGAGCACUCUCAUAUAUCAAUGGACUUUGAUAGUAUCAUAUCAGUGACCUUGGAGAACUACACCGAUAUCCAAAUGACCCCUGUCAGUGGCAGUAAAGUAAAUGAAAAUGGUAUCUCCUUCCCAGAUAUCAUUGAGAAGGAUUCAUCUGUACCAAAUCUUGUGAUUAACUCUGCCUUUGAUCCAACCAUGGAUACUUCCAAGAGUCCCUCUUACUGGUCGAGAGUUAUCUUACGUAAUAUUGCCAGAUUGGCAAAAGAAGCAACAACUAUCCGGCGUGUUCUUGAACCUCUUUUUCAUAAUUUUGAUGCUGAAAAUCACUGGUCCCGAGAGAAGGGAGUCGCUUUGUCAGUUCUAAUGUAUUUGCAGUCGCUAAUGGAAGAAACAGGAGAGGAGUCCCACCUUUUAUUGGCUAUCUUGGUGAAGCACAUGGAGCAUAAGAAUGUAGCUAAGCAACCUCAUAUACAAGUUAACAUUAUCGAUGUCAUUACUCAACUUGCACAAAAUGCAAAGCCUCAGCCGUCAGUAGCAAUCAUCGGUACUAUAACUGACUUGAUGAAGUAUCUACGAAAAUGCCUUCAAAAUUCAACUGAAAUAUCAAGUUCUGGGGGUGAUAUUGAUAAAUAUAACACUGAUCUUCAGUUGGGAUUAGAAAAGUGUAUCUCACAGCUAUCAAAUAAGGUUGGGGAUGUGGGACCAAUUCUUGAUAUGAUGGCUGUUGUACUAGAGAAUAUUUCAACCAACAGUAUUGUUGCCCGAACAACUGUCUAUGCUGUUUAUCUAACUGCAGACAUUAUCUCAUCUAUCCCAAACAUAUCAUAUCACAAGAAGGCCUUCCCUGAUGCUCUAUUUCACCAGUUGCUCCUCGCAAUGGCCCACCCAGACCAUGAAACUCGAGUUGGAGCACAUAACAUUUUCUCCACUGUGCUUAUGCCGUCCUUGCUUUCACCUACGUCAGAUCAAAAUAAAAACACUUCUGAAGAUGUUUGUUCUGACUUAUCAUUAGUGGCAUCCAAGAAGGUAAGGAGUCACAGCUUUGCUUUUCAGGAUGAAGGUAAAGACCAAGCAGAACUCGUUGAUGGAAGACUAAAAGAAAAUGUAAAUCAAGCAUCAGAUAUGGCUGUUAAAAAAUCAAUAAUGUGUCAGUCCCAUGGACACUCAUAUAGCUUCAAGCAUGGUCUGGGUGAUGGAAAAAUGCAGCUCACUUCCCUUCGAUUAAGUAGCCAUCAAGUGAGUCUUCUGCUUUCAUCCAUAUGGGUCCAAGCAAAUUCUGCUGAAAAUACCCCUGCAAAUUUUGAUGCUAUGGCCCAUUCCUAUAGCAUUGCAGUAUUGUUUACCCGAUCCAAGACCUCCAGUCACAUGGCCCUAGUUCGGAGUUUUCAGCUGGCAUUCUCCCUUAGGAGUAUCUCUCUGGAUCAAGAAGGAGGUUUGCAACCAUCUCGCAGAAGGUCUCUCUUUACCUUGGCAUCCUACAUGCUUAUUUUCUCAUCAAGGGCAGGCAAUCUUCCAGAGUUAAUUCCUCUUGUUAAAGCAUCUCUAACAGAUAAAACAGUUGAUCCUUAUCUCAAAUUAGUUGAAGAUAUCGGACUUCAGGCUGUUUGCAUGAAAUCUGAUGUGGACAGCAUAGCAUAUGGAUCAAAGGAAGAUGAUGUUGCUGCAUUGGAAUCCCUCUUGGCAAUAGAGCUAGAUGAUCUUCAUUUGAAGGAGACUGUCAUAUCCCAUUUCAUGACUAAAUUUGAGAAAUUGUCGGAGGAUGAAUUAUCAAGUAUAAAGAAACAACUUCUUGAGGGCUUUUCACCAGAUGACGUAUAUCCAUUAGGUGCUCCAUUGUUUAUGGAGACACCAAGACCAUGUUCUCCUCUUGCACUGAUGGAGUUUCAAGCAUUUGAAGAGAUUAUGCCUCUGGCUGCAAUAACAGAUGAAGAAGAAGCCUUCCCUGAAGCCAAUGGAAGUCAGUCAGAUCGCAAAACAUCAUUAUCCAUCAGUACACUAGAUGUCUUAAGUGUGAAUGAGCUAUUGGAUUCAGUUCUGGAAACAGCCCGGCAAGUUGCAAGCUUUUCAGUUUCCCCUACGCCCAUUCCUUAUGACGAAAUGAAAAGUCAGUGUGAAGCUCUUGUAAUGGGUAAACAUCAGAAGAUGUCAGUGCUUCAUAGCUUCAAGCAUCAACAGGAAACCAAGGCAACCUUCGAGCAAACUGAAAAGGAAGUCCUCUAUUUACCAAGUGUGAAAAUGGAGUUUUCGGAAGAUCUGAAGUUGAUUAGCAAGGAGCAAGUUCAUGUAAGGGGACAGCUUGCCCUGUGUUCACAAGAAUAUGGGCAGCGUUCCUUCCGAUUGCCACCAUCAAGCCCUUACGACAAAUUCUUGAAAGCAGCUGGAUGCUAAAGAGACUAUUGUGAAUUCUAUUCAUUUUUUUGUUGCCAUGGAAGCUCAUUCUAUGCAUUUCUACCCAUCUCACCAGAAUGAAAGAACUGAUUAAGGAAGAGGUAGAAUGGACAUGAUACAGUAUUGUUUGAACAAAGUUGUUUGUUUCUUUUGUAAUGUUUAUAGCACUCCAGCAUCUUGUACAAGAGAGCAUUGUAGGACUCUGAUAAUUCUUUGUAUGAUAUUUCUAUGAUAAUGUAAUUUUUUAUCC
Durio zibethinus is the source of this 3417-nucleotide messenger RNA. Its product is annotated as protein SEMI-ROLLED LEAF 2-like. Lineage: Eukaryota; Viridiplantae; Streptophyta; Magnoliopsida; Malvales; Malvaceae. The record is from RefSeq and is a predicted model, not a curated record.